AUGAACAUUAUUGUGGCUAUUGUAAGUAUAUUAAUGGCAGUCGGUGGCGGUUUAUUUAUGCUAUCUGGAGAUAUGAAUUUUAUGUUUCUGCGUAAAACUGUCACACUGUUGGAGAAACGUGUAAAUCCACCAAAUGCAAAUUUUGGUACCGGAGUUAGCAAGUUAAUAAUGUUACUCACAGAAAAAUUUAGUCUCGUGUUUUUCACAUUUGGUUUAGUCAACUUCCUUGUUUGCAUAGUUGGAAUGUGCGCUGUGUGUACUCAAAAGUCAACUUUAUUGACUGUGUAUCAAAUACUUACGGCGUUUCUACUUGUUGGACAUUUAAGCCUACUUAUCGGUUAUUACUUCAGUAAACAAAAUUUCAAAGACCAUUUGAGCAAUAUGCUAGGAGAAUAUAUGAAAGAUUAUAUAUCACUGAGAAGUGGAGCAUCGACAAGUAUAUUCGCUGGGAUUGUUAUGGCAACGUACAAAUGUUGUGGAUUAGAGACACAUCGAUACUUCUGGGAAACGCCAGCCUUUUCUCCAAUUGACACCUACGAUAAUUUAAUGUAUAAAGGAUUGCUUUUCCCAGUGACUUGUUGUAAGAUGGACGAGAAUUUAAAAAUUGUGGAUAAAACGUGUCCAUUGAAAUUUAAUAAGCUUAACAGCAAUAUUGGAAUUGGGUGUGGUAAACCUUUCACUGACAAAAUCGCAUUCAUUACAGAUAUGUCUGUAUUCAGUACCCUGUUCAUUUUAGUAUGUAACGUUAUAGUGAUGUGCAUCACAGUUAAAGCUCUUAGAGACUUGGAACCAAUAAGUAUAUGA
Trichobilharzia szidati is the source of this 804-nucleotide messenger RNA. Lineage: Eukaryota; Metazoa; Platyhelminthes; Trematoda; Strigeidida; Schistosomatidae. The record is from the annotation of a GenBank genome assembly.